GAAAUAGUGAAUGUAAGAGGUGCAAGGAGGUGGAAGAAGGGGGGGAGUAUGAGGAAGAUGAAGAAGAAGAAGAAGGAGGGUAAAAAGAAAGGGGGGAAAGGGGGAAGGGGGGAGGUGGCUAGCAUCCGCGUCCGGCUUGCUGGCGAUGGAAAUGAGGAAUUGAUGAGAAGGUAAGAGGCGACGAGGAAUGAGUGUCAAGGUGGCGGCGGGUGGACGUAAGGUGAGCUCUUUAAUUGAAUGUCAGGAGCUAAUGUGUAUGUCUGUGUGUUUGUGUGUUGGUCCAUCUGUCUCUUCGUCUUUCUGUCUUUCUGUUUGUGUGUGUAUGUGUCUGUGUAUGUGUGUGUCUACGUGUGUGUGUGUGUGUGUGUGUGUGUGUGCGUGUGCGUGCGCUGUGGAGUCUCACCCAGUAAGGCCGCCGUCACCUGCCAUCCGUAAGACCCCUCUCGUCGCGCCAGCCAGUGUGCCUUGAGCCGCCCUCGGGAGCGGACGCAUUGUGCUACCCGCCGCGGCCUCCUGAUUUCAAAGCGAGUAAGUCAUCUACGAUUCCACGAACCAGGGCUGCCACGAGUUCAGCACCCCUCUCUCCCCCAGUCACUACCGCAACCAAUACUACCACCUCGGCCUCCCUCCAUUUCACCAGCACGAACUUGAAGCAAAAAGCAGGAAGGGACAUCGACAGCCACAGUUCCCUUACCACAACGAGUGCAAACCCUCGACGCCACCACCACCACCACAGCCAACACAAACCAUUGUCGCAGGGAGUCACGCCGGCAACAUCCCUUCGUUCGGAGCCACGGCCGCGCAUACAGUUAACACUUUCCUUCCGUCCCAGGGAAAGUAAACGCCCCUCGUACUAAUAUUAAUAAAUUGUGCUCCCAAAAAUGUGUAAAAAAUUAGAUUGAUAAAAAAAGAAGGAAAAACAGGCUGGACACGCUCGAUAAGAAGCCAAUUUACGCAAGAGCCGUAAAAAGUGACCUAAUUUGUGGUGAGAGGGAAUUGUGUGCUGAGGGAGAGCAAUGGAGGGGAGGCGGAGGGGGACCAGCAGAGGCAGCACCAGCAAGGGGGCGGGAGUCGGGGAAACUUCCAAUGCGACCCAAAGAUAAAAAAGGAAAGGAAGAAACGAGACUUGGGGCGAUAUAAAAAGGGAAAAAAUAUUGCACCCUCGGAGGAAACGGCGACCCCAAAGAAAAAGACAAAAAAGUGGAAGUACUUAGAGAAUCGUCGAAAAGCAGGAGCAGCAGUAUAGAGCGCAAAGGCAGCGAGGAACGAUGAGCAAAGAGACGUGAGCGAAGCGAAGCGAGAAACUCCGGGGUGUUGGUGAACUGAAAAAUGGCCGAACAUUGUUGUGCAAAGACAGAUGACGCUGGAAAUAAAUAUAGACAAUGAAUCUAUCUUGCAUUCCAAUGGCGAGGAGGAAAUAUAUAUCCUCAAGUCAUUAGGGAACAAAGCCAUAAAAGUAAAAAUAAAACAAAAUGAAGAGCUAAUACUGCAGUAACUAUUGGAAACGUCAUUUUAUACCGUGAGUAGAUAGUUUUAGAUAGAUAAUUAGAUAGAUCAGACAAGACGCGAACGAAUGAAGACGACACAAAAGUCACAGAAGAGACAAAACCUCACGUAAUAUCAAUAAAGAAAAGCUGAAGUGAGAAACUAAAUACGUGUGCUGAAGAAUAUACGGGAAACGUCCAAGACAACGUUGAAGUGAGACCUCCUAUUGAGAGAAGCUGUCAUCACCACCACCACCACCAUCAACAACACCUCCACCACCGCCAUGACGUGCAGCAGCGGGGCCACACUCGCCCUCGCCCUCACCCUCGCUCUCCUGGUCACCCUCGUCCGCUUCACUGUCUGCCAAGAGGACCAUAUGUGGUCCGUGACGGGCGUGGCGGGGCGAGCCAGCGACCUGCCCUGCUACCUCAACCCUCGCACGCCGGGGGACAGACCCAAGUUGAUCCUGUGGUACAAGAGGGGAAUCCGCACGCCGGUCUUCAGCCACGACGGUCGAGUGCCGCAGAUGAGGUCAGACGUGAAGCAGAACGGGGGGACGCUGACCGUGAGCCGCGGCGCCGCGACCCUCACGCUACACAACCUGACGCUGACCCAAGGCGGCGUGUACGAGUGUCGGGUGGACUUCUUCAAGUCGCCCACACACACCAACUUUGUCAACCUCACCGUUGUGGAGUCGCCGAGCAGCGUUGAGGUGGUGGACAGUCGAGGCGGACGGGCGCGGGGCGGGGUGCUGGGGCCCUACCGUGAAGGCACCUCCCUCAGCCUCACCUGCAUGGCCAAAGGAGGUUCUCCGGUGCCUAACGUAACUUGGUGGCGGGAAGACCAACUCCUGAGCGAGAAGUGGCAGCUCAAGGCCCCGGACCUGGUGGAGAACGAGCUCUGGGUGGAGAAGCUGACGCGGGAGUGGAUCAACACCUCGCUCACCUGCGUGGCCGCCAACACUCACCUUGCCAACCCUGUGUCCGUCAGCGUCAAGAUGGACAUGUAUCUGUUACCAACGAGCGUGAUAGUGGUGAACCCCGGCCCGGCGCAGGAGGGGGACCAGGUGAGGCUGAUGUGUACCUCCACGGGAUCCCGGCCUUCCGCGACCCUUACCUGGACCGUGAGAGGAGUGACUCGCCCGGCUCAGAAGGAGAACCUGGUGUACGGCAAGAUGACCAGCUCGACGCUCAUCACCAACCUGACCCGCGAGGACCACAACACCACCGUCACCUGCUCCGCCACCAACCCCGCCGCCCCCGACGCGCCGCUGCACAACUCCACCACGCUGGUCGUUCAGUAUCCCCCCACGGUGAAAGCCUCGCUGGGUCGCUCUCUCAAGCCGGAGCUGCUGAAGGAGGGCGACGACGUGUACUUCACCUGCUCCGUGGCCGCCAACCCGCCCGCCUCCUCCAUCACCUGGUAUCACAAGGGCGUCCAGUUGGUGCAGAACGUCAGUGGCGGCGUCAUCCUCUCGGCGGACUCGCUGGUGCUGCAGGGCGUGGGGCGGCGGCAGGUGGGGCGCUACACGUGCUCCGCCACCAACACUCUCAGCUCCGCCACCAGCAACCCCGUCACCCUCAGGAUCAAGUACAAGCCGGUGUGCCAGACGUCCCCCACCACCUACUUCAUCUACGACAAGCCCAUCAACGUGACGUGCUCCGUGUCCUCGUACCCGCCCGUCAAGGCCAUCCAGUGGCAGUGGAACAGCAGCAACGACGUCCUGAGCACCGUGAUUACUGGCGAAGAGGACGAAGAGGAGGAGGAGCCGAAGGUGUGGGCGCAGCUGACGGUGGAGCCGACGCAGAGCCGGGAGGACCGAACACUGACCUGCUGGGCGGUCAACGAAAUGGGCAAGCAGAAAACUCCCUGCGGCUUCUCCGUCAAGGUCGCCCAGACGCCGCUGCCUCUAUCCUCGUGCCGCCUGGCCAACAUCACCGCCUCCUCCCUCAGCCUCACCUGCCAGCGCCCCGACGUGGACGCUGCCGGCACCACCGUCUACAGGGCUGAGGUGUACUUCGAGAACAGGACGCUCUUCGCCAACGUCACGUCCCUUCGCCCUAACUUCAACGUGAGCAGCCUGGACGCGGGCACCAGCUACCAGAUCAAGGUGUACGUGACCCACGGCCCCGUCACCUCGCAGCCCGUCGUUGUGUCCGCCUACACCUCCAGGUCCAUGACCCCGAAAGACUCCAGGGACGGCGGGACCUCGGUUGGGAAGGUGCUGGGCGGCCUGCUGCUGCUCCUGCUGGUGGUGGUGGCGGGGGCUUGGGUCCGGCACCUGCGGCGGCGGAGGACGGUGGCGGUGGGCGAGAGGAAAAAACAUGAAAUCAAGGUUCCUUCUGACGAGAUUAAUCCGGACGUGGUGCCGACCGCUGUGGAAGACACGUUUGACCUCCUCUCAGCCGGGGCAGCCAAGUCGGAGGUGCCCAUCCUGACGCCUGUGUACGAGGCUGUGGCCGCUACGCUGUCGGAAGGCAUGGCGCGGAAGUCCAUGGCGUCGGCCGAGGUGUAUCCUGCGGUACGGGGGGCGGCAGAGGGCCAGGGGCAUCGACGAGUCGCCUCCAGGGACUCAGACGCCGCCCUCCUCAUGCACCAAAAGGACUCCCUCGAGAGCCUGCAAGAUGCGAGGCUCCAGCAGAAGGGCUCCCCAGGCAGCUUCGCACGGGUGAGGCUACAGGAGGAGGCGAUGGACUUUGCUGGCGGCAGGCUAGACACGAGGCUGGGCCCCGACGACUUCCCGCGGGUGAGGCUGCACCACGGCACGGAGGACUACACGGGUGACUACAUGGAGAGGAGUCCGCUGCAAGGCGAGACUCCCGAGGACUUCCCAAUGCCGAGGCACACUGAGGUCACCUCCCCCGAGGACUACAGCACCGUCAGACUCCCAGGCGGGGCAACCGACGAGUACCGGGAGGAGGGCCGCGCUGAACUGUACUGCCCCGUGGACCAGCUCAUGCAGGCGGCGGAGACCGUGGUCUGAGUGGCCUGAGCGGCCCGCCUUCCGCCGCCCACCCACCCUCCGCGAGCGAACGGAGGAAUUCUGUCACUUAAAGGGCCUCAAGUUUGCAGACAAAUUGCAGAAAACAUCUGCUACCCUUCCCCUCCCGAACACUCCCGCCCUCUCCAACCCUCCCCGCUCAUACGUACCUGUUCCCCAUCCGCUCCUCCCUUCCAAUCCCUCCCCCUCAUUCCAUCUCCCUCCUCCUCCUCCUCCUUCCUCAAGUACCUCCCGCCCUCUCUCCCGUCAGCGUGCUCUGUAUUGCUUGCUGUCUUGGAAUAAAGCAUAUAUAUAUUUU
Eriocheir sinensis (Chinese mitten crab) is the source of this 4784-nucleotide messenger RNA. RefSeq names its product neural cell adhesion molecule 2-like. Gene Ontology annotation, molecular function: protein binding. The transcript has 17 exons. NCBI's taxonomy places the organism in Eukaryota, Metazoa, Arthropoda, Malacostraca, Decapoda, Varunidae. The record is from RefSeq and is a predicted model, not a curated record. Bases 1769 to 4468 code for a protein of 899 amino acids.